UUCAAUGUACUUAAGCUACAGUUAAAACACAUACUUAAAUGUUUUGAAUUCUAUAUUUAUUUAGUUUAUUAGCAUGUUGCUUGAAAACAACAAUCUGUAUAAGCCUAUGUUUUUUUAUGGAGGAUACAGAUCCAUUUUCAUUUUUGUCGGGGGCAAAGGAAGGAAAGAAUAAGGGGUUACAAUUCAUGACUGGGUAGAAGUCUGCACAAUAAAAAUAAAAAAAACAUUCAAACUAAGCAUAGAAUUGGGAUUAUAUCAAAUCUCCAGUGUGAUAAAAGGCAAUUCAUGCUCUUUUCGGCUACAACUCAUACAGCUAAAUGAAAAAAAAAAUGAACAAAAAUUGAAAGUGGAGCUGCAACAAGUCUUUUAUCUACAAAUUGAAAUAUUUGUGUGUAAUGUGUGCUGGUGUAAUAGUCCAGCCUGUCCUUGCAGUUGCAUCCUAUUCGUAGAAGUGUGAGAGAUUCUCUGUAACAUUACAUCACUGGUUAAACAGAAAGAGACAAAAGGAGGGAAAACUACCAAGUUUAAUAACUAUACACUGUGCAAAUGAUCUUCAGUAAUUAAAGAUUAAUAAUGCAAUUUAGGAUGCAUGUUAUGCUGUGUGUGCCUCAGUGCCAAAAUAAAUUAAUAAAACAUGAAUUCAGCUUCCCCUGUUGACCGUUAAACCCAUACACCUAAUGUCAUUCAUUUUCUCAUAUGUCACAAACCUGCUUUGUUAUUCUUUACUGCUUUCUUCCUAACCCCAGUGUAACUCUCUCUCCUCAUGCCCUCCUUCCCCUCCUAUCUCGUGAUUUAUUUGCCCCAGUUCCAAUAUUUGUCGGCAGUGUGUUUUCUUCCCCUUGUCUAAAUGUCACCCCUUCUUCUAAGACAAUAUAGGGAGUGGGAGAGAGGGAGAACGAGAGGGCAAAUGCGGGGGGAAUAGAGGAAGGGGAGGAGUGUGUUGGGGGGGAACUCGUAAAAUGAGCAACAAAGUUUGGGAAAAUUAAACAUUAGGUAAGACACUCACAUGCAUAUACAUAUACGUGGUAACAGAAGUGCUGUGUCAUUGUUCUUGACGUGGUGAUUCUGCAGGGCAUCUGAUGGAUCAAUAUUCCCGAGGCGAGAACAGGCUACAGUUUGUGUUGCCAUUUCGUGUUUUUCAGCACAUACAUGCAAGGAUCACAAAAAAAAAAAAAAAACACAGAAAACAUUCAUUUGUGAUAAUCAUUUAAAUUAUCUUAAACUUUGGACUCAGAUGUGAGGUCUUAAGCCAAACAAAUGCAAUAAAAAGCAUACUUGCUCUCUUAAUGCUUACUUAGUGCAACUAUUAUCCUUCCCAAAGCCUCCUCCUCCCCUCCCUCGGCAUCACUCCACACCCUGGAUCACGCCUGUCCUCUCUCUCCCACCCUCAUUCUCUACCUCCUUUAUAACCCAUCACUCCCAUCUCACUGCUCUCACUCAUUCUCGCUGUUUCAACCUGGAAUGGACACGUUUAUUUUAGUCGGGAACGAAUCUGAGCGCUCGCUGACACAAGGCUAUUUUACCUUUUUAUUUUACUAGCACUUCUGGAUUUUAAGUUCUGCUUUUUUUCAGGUGGUAGUAAGUUCAGUUAAUUUGGGACGUGGAGUUUUUGAUGUGUUGGAAGGAUGAGUUCUGUUUGCAUCUUGUAAAAACGUUCCCGCGAGCACGCUUUUUGCUGUCACUGGCAGCACAAGGGAAGAAAACUGAUGAACAACUUUAUUGAAAGAAAUUGGGAUUAAAUUUCAAUUCGAUCAACUCGAUAUCGAAAGGAGGGAGAGCUGGAUAUCACAGGACUAUGAACUGAUAUGCGGGGAUCAUCCCCAGACUCUGGGCUACAAACAGAAACCAAAACAACAACAGAAACAAAGACAGGCAGAUAGAUAGGCAGGCAGACAGACAGACACACAGAUCUGUUCAGCUGUGGAGACGGGCAGCGUGCUGUCCAAAGACCCAUCCUGACGCACGGAGACGGACAGACAGACGGACAGUCUGAUGCCAACUGUCUCCACUGUCAAUCUCACGGCACCACUCCUCCUCCUGCUGCUAUGGGCAACCCACCCCACCAUGGCAACCAACUGGCUCUCCCUGGCGAGGCUGCCUCGCUCCAGGCCCGUGUCUGGUGCUGCCCCAUGUGCGCGGCUGAGGGGGCUGACCCCAGGGCAGGUGGGGGUGUGCAGGGCGCGAGGGGAGGUCAUGGAGUCGGUACGCAAGGCAGCCGAGAUGGUCAUAGAAGAGUGCCAGCACCAGUUCAGGAAUCGCCGCUGGAAUUGUUCCACCACCCCACGUGGGAUCAAUGUAUUUGGCAGAGUCAUGAACCAAGGGACUCGUGAGGCGGCCUUUGUGCACGCUCUGUCCUCAGCAGCCGUGGCAGUGGCUGUGACCCGGGCCUGCACCCGCGGGGAGCUGGAGAGGUGUGGCUGUGACAGGAAGGUCAGGGGGGUCAGCCCCGAGGGUUUCCAGUGGUCAGGGUGCAGUGACAACCUGUCCUAUGGCGUGGCGUUCUCCCAGACAUUUGUGGAUGAACCAGAACGUGCCAAAGGGCUGUCGGCGGGGCGACCACUCAUGAACCUCCACAACAACGAGGCUGGUCGAAAGGCCAUCCUUCACAACAUGCAGGUGGAGUGUAAGUGUCAUGGCGUCUCUGGCUCCUGUGAGCUGAGGACCUGCUGGAAGGUCAUGCCUCCUUUCAGGCGUGUUGGCGUCGUGCUCAAGGAACGCUUUGAUGGAGCCACAGAGGUAGCAGAGUACACCACAGCCUCCUGUGAAACUGUGGAGUCGCUCAGUCACUCUAACUCUCUCAACACCUCCUCCUUUAAGGUUCGCCUGACCCGCAUAGGAUCCAGGACAGCCCUGCUCCCCCGUGACCCCCAGGUCAAACCUCCUGCUGCCAGAGACCUUCUGUACCUUGCGCCCUCCCCGGAUUUCUGCCAUCUUGACCCUGACAACGGUAUCCCUGGGACUGCUGGUAGGAGAUGUAACGGAACCUCUCGGCUGGCGCCAGACGGCUGUGAGCUGGUGUGCUGCGGGCCGGGUUACAGAGCGGGCCGGGCCGAGGUGGUGCAGCGCUGCUCCUGCAAGUUUUCCUGGUGCUGCUCAGUCCGCUGCCAGCAGUGCAAGAACACAGUCACCAUUCACACCUGCAGAGUCUGAGAGGACCCAGACCAGACCAGACCGCCUGAGCAGAAAGACCCGAACAAACCACUAGACAGACACAAACACAACAUAAGAACAGUAAUUUUUUUUUUACAGUAAUUACUUUACACCUUUAGCUCCACGUUACUUUAAAGUCUGGCUGAGAGCAUUUUCAGAGAGAAAGGUAGAAACAAAGAUCACCUUCAGACAGGUGGGCAUUUACACAAACACACGAGCACACUCAACAGUUAGUCUCACAUUGAACUGACAAAGCUUUUAAAGCUGAACGUAACCAGAACUAACAGGGAAACACAGCAGCACUAUUUUGAUUUUAUGCAAACUAUUCACGUUGUGUCAUAGACUAGCAGGUCUUUGAACACUGACUGUAUUUAUGUCUUCUUCUCUGUUCUGGUUUAUUUAUUUAUAUAUCUGAGUCUUUGCUUCACUUCAGUCUCCAGCAGCAAUAUCUUAAAUAGCAAGAAUAACUUUUACUUACAUCAGUGUUUUUAUUGUCCCUCACCUUCAUGUGAAACUCUUCUGUAUGUUCCUGUACAAGCAGUGCUUUUAGGUCUGUUCAGAAAAAAAUCUAAUAAAUACAGUAGUUUUAUCUAAAAUUGGUGGUUCUUGAGUUGGUUUUCUUGACUGGAUGUGUGUAAAAUAUUGUCAUGAGUGAAAUUUCUCACUGAGCCAGAUGGGCAAGCUGCAAAGUUAAAGAGUCACUGUGGAGUUUUUGGCCACUGGAGGCAGUAUGGAGCAACUCAUGAUCAAAAAUAUGUGGGGUAAAAUUGAGUAAAAAAUACUUAGCAAAAAAAACAAAAAAUGUUUAGGCUGUGUGCAGCUUAAAUAAGUUACUAAUAAAGUUAAAACAGUCAGCUGAAAGAAAGAAGCUAAAAGUUGGAAAAAAGCAAGCGCACUACAAUAAAUAAUAUCUAAUACUAAUAUCCAUAAACAACUGACUGUCUUCAACGUAGUUGUUCACGUAACUGCCUGUAUAGUACACGUUACUGAAGGAUACCUCUAGAUGAUGCACAUAAGCUUGUUGUCCUGUUGUUGAAAGUGAAAGGCAGCGCUUCCCUCUUUGUCAUAACCACCACUGAGGUGCCCUUGAGCAAGGCCUUUAACCCCAGCAACUUCAGUGGACCUGCUCAAUUGCCAGCAGAUCCACUUUGUAACACCGAGCAUCUUCCAGGUGUGAAUGAGUACAUGUGUGAACGUGAUCAGGGCAUUCCUGGAAGAGAGCCCUUGACGGCUUGCUCUGUGAACCGACCCUGAACAACAUUUUUUUUUGUAAAAACAAACACAAAAAACAUUGUACAAGCAUGCUGUAAAAGACUGAUUGAUUGAUGUUUAGACCGAUUGACUUGAAAUGCAGCAGAAGGCAGAACAGAGGACUGUCUGCUGAUGUAGGUUUCAAAAUAGUCAGAUUCUGGAAAUGGGGAAAUGAAUUUAACACAUUUGUUAGGCCUCAAGGACACACAAUGUGCUCAGUGAGAAUAGCUGUAAACGUAGCUGUUUGUUCUUAAAAAAAACACCACACAACACCUUUACCAUGGUUAUUAUCUCUCUCUCACGAUUUGAUGUACAUGCAGCAUUCUGGUUCAAACACACAAAACAAAGGCUACUCCCCGUGUCAUUAAACUGUUUUUAUUAAAAAUAUCCUGUCAUUACAAACACCCAGAAUUUUACUAGCAAAGGUUAUCAUCUCAAUCUCUAUCAAGAUUAAGAUCUAUUUAAAAUAUUACAAUAUUACAACUUAAUUUGUUAUAUUAUCCAUCGCUCAAAGUUGGUUGUUUAGCAAUAAAAAAAGAAUCUUGAUAAAAUAAAAACUCAAGUUUCAAAAUGAAUAACUGCUAACAAAAUUUCCCAAAACAGAGUCACAGAAUUAAUACAAUAUACACAAAAGAAGAAUAAAAUACAAAUUUGUGAGUCAACUGAAGAAGGGAAAUUGAAGGUGUGAAAAUGCUCUUGGCCUCUGCAAAAGUCUCAGUGAAUUGGAAGAAAGGAAGCAUUACAGACAUUUGCCUUAGUUUGGAGUGACGAUAAACCUCUUGUGCUUUCAUUAUUCAAUCCAAAAGGGUAAGAAAAGAAAGCAAAUAGAGUACCACCUAACAUUAAGUUGCCCCUUUAAAUGUACUAACCAAAGUUCAUUAAAAAAAAAACUUAAUGUUGAAAGUGUUUCCCAUUGUUAUUUCCUAACAGUGGGUUUUAAAAGCGCUAAUAAGCCAUAAAAAGUCAAACACAGACAAGGCCGAAGGCGACUAAACAAAAUAAUCUCUUUCCUGUUAAGUGGAGCGACAGAGACAGGCAGGGGGGGCCGGCCCCACCUCAGUAAUUGUAGAGAGAA
Messenger RNA from Acanthopagrus latus (yellowfin seabream), 5476 nucleotides. It is a transcript of the gene wnt4b, whose product is annotated as wingless-type MMTV integration site family, member 4b. Gene Ontology annotation, molecular function: cytokine activity; frizzled binding. Gene Ontology annotation, cellular component: extracellular region. Gene Ontology annotation, biological process: multicellular organism development; cell fate commitment; canonical Wnt signaling pathway. The transcript is spliced from 8 exons. NCBI's taxonomy places the organism in Eukaryota, Metazoa, Chordata, Actinopteri, Spariformes, Sparidae. The coding region runs from base 1993 to 3150 and encodes 385 amino acids. The record is from RefSeq and is a predicted model, not a curated record.